AUGCCUCGUCCGGGGUCCGGGCCCCGAGGCGCCGGGGAAAGGCCAGCCUCUGCACAUGCGCGAGUGGAGAUUCAUCAUGGCUGUACCUGCCCAGCGCCGGAUCCAGGAGCAGUCGCUGGUGGCCCAGGCAUGUUCCGGAUCUUCGGCACCGCCUCCAAGUACAAUGAUCUCGACCCGCUGCAGCACGGAAUCCAGCAGGGCCUCGUCAAGCACGUCGAAGGCGUAGCGAAGGAUGCCAUUCGUGCAAGCUUAGCAAAGUCGUCUCCCUACAGCAUGGGGUGCGCAUCGACGUUUCGCUCACAAUCGCAAUUCCGAACGGUGGAUGUGUCCAAGAUUAAUCGUGGUCGCCAUAACUGGCAAAAGCUUGAUACCUUCCAGACACCAUUUGGACAUCUUGGAGAUAUUGAGGAUGUGGGCAGGCCGACCUGUGGGCAUUGCAGCUACAGCUUUGAGACGCUGCAGUGCACGAUUGCAAAGAUGCUGCAGCAGACCGAGAUCAACAUCGUCAAUGCCGUUGAGAAAUGCUGUCGACCACCAGUUCCGCCAGGAGCAAGUCACGGGGGAGGAUGCCCAUCUCCACCAGUUGAAGGGUCAGGAGGACCACCCCCAGGCAGUCCCAGCCUGCCGCCAGAUGUGCAGGCCCUGAUCGAAGAAAUGUGGGGCCAGGUGGGCAGACUGAAUGUUGAGGUGCAGAUGAUGUCAGAGGCGGUGGAAGCCAUUCGUGAUGAAAAGGCUAGAUCCUCUCAUGACGUCCCCCAAAUUUUGGCGGAGAUUCGGGAGACGAUGAAGACGCUAGUGGACGGCCAGAAGGCCGUUCAUGAUAAAUCAUGUGAUAUUGUUGCGAAAGCGCCGCAAGAGGUCAGGGCUAUGCUGACGGCUUUCUUCGAGGACAAGAAGCCUGGCAUGGACCCGUCGGGUGUCGUCGAAGCCGCACUUGAGAAGAAGUUCACAGAGAUGAAGACCACACUAAGUGGCAUCCUCGACGACAAGAAGCCUGGCGUGGACAUUCUGGAGUUGGUGAAAGUCCUUCAUCACAAGUGCGAACAUGACAUCGCCACGACUUUGGCAGAGAUUAAGCAAAUGCUGAUUGUUGUCCGAGAUGACAAGAAGCCUGGCGUGGAUUUACCAGAGGUGUUGAAGGCCGUGCAUGAUCAGACAUGUAUUCUUGUUGCGCAAACUCUGGGCGAGGUCAGGGCUAUGCUGACGGCUUUCUUCGAGGACAAGAAGCCUGGCAUGGACUUGUCGGGUGUCGUCGAAGCCGCACUUGAGAAGAAGUUCACAGAGAUGAAGACCACACUAAGUGGCAUCCUCGACGACAAGAAGCCUGGUGUGGACAUUCUGGAGUUGGUGAAAGUCCUGCAUGACAAGUGCGAACAUCUUGUUGCGAAAGCGCUGGGCGAGUUCAGCGCUGUGCUGACGGCUUUCUUCGGGGACAAGAAGCCUGGCAUGGACUUGUCGGGUGUCGUCGAAGCCGCACUUGAGAAGAAGUUCACAGAGAUGAAGACCACACUAAGCGGCAUCCUCGACGAUAAGAAGCCUGGCGUGGACAUUCUGGAGUUGGUGAAAGUCCUUCAUGACAAGUGCGAUCAUGACAUCGCGACGACUUUGACAGAGAUUAAGCAAAUGCUGAUUGUUGUCCGAGAUGACAAGAAGCCUGGCGUGGAUUUGCCAGAGGUGUUGAAGGCCCUUCAUGAUCAGACAUGUGUUCUUGUUGCGAAAACGCUGGGCGAGGUCAGCGCUAUGCUGACGGGAUUCUUCGAGGACAAGAAGCCUGGCAUGGACUUGUCGGGUGUCGUCGAAGCCGCACUUGAGAAGAAGUUCACAGAGAUGAAGACCACACUAAGUGGCAUCCUCGACGACAAGAAGCCUGGUGUGGACAUUCUGGAGUUGGUGAAAGUCCUUCAUGACAAGUGCGAGCAUGACAUCGCGACGACUUUGGCAGAGAUUAAGCAAAUGCUGAUUGUUGUCCGAGAUGACAAGAAGCCUGGCGUGGAUAUGCCAGAGGUGUUGAAGGCCGUUCAUGAUCAGACAUGUGUUCUUGUUGCGAAAACGCUGGGCGAGGUCAGCGCUAUGCUGACGGCUUUCUUCGGGGACAAGAAGCCUGGCAUGGACUUGUCGGGUGUCGUCGAAGCCGCACUUGAGAAGAAGUUCACAGAGAUGAAGACCACACUAAGCGGCAUCCUCGACGAUAAGAAGCCUGGCGUGGACAUUCUGGAGUUGGUGAAAGUCCUUCAUGACAAGUGCGAUCAUGACAUCGCGACGACUUUGACAGAGAUUAAGCAAAUGCUGAUUGUUGUCCGAGAUGACAAGAAGCCUGGCGUGGAUUUGCCAGAGGUGUUGAAGGCCGUUCAUGAUCAGACAUGUGUUCUUGUUGCGAAAACGCUGGGCGAGGUCAGCGCUAUGCUGACGGGAUUCUUCGAGGACAAGAAGCCUGGCACGGACCUGUCCGGCGUGGUCGAAGCCGCACUUGAGAAGAAGUUCACAGAGAUGAAGACCACACUAAGUGGCAUCCUCGACGACAAGAAGCCUAGCGCGGACAUCAUCGCCACAUUGAGAUCAUCGAACGUGAUCCUUGAGAGGGUCUCCGGUCAUGUUUCCGAGCUCUUGAAAGCUGUCGGGGAUCAGAAAUGCGCCUUGAAAUGCGACUUGGCAGAGGUAAAAGCCAGCCUCGGGGUUCUGAAAGAUGACAGGAAGCCUGUACUUGAGUGGAUACAAAGUGCAAAGUCAAGCAUCGAGUCGACAGUUGGCGAUCGUCACUCUGCGCUUCUUGCCGUCAUAGAAGCGAAUCAGCAAGUUCUGGUGACCGCGAUCUGUCAUGAAAGGUCUGAUAUCCAUGUCUCUGCAAUGGUGGCAGAGAUCAGAGACAAGCAGCUGUCAGUCGAAAAAGCAUUGACAGCAACUCUAGAGGCCAAGUUUGCAGAGGUACUCAAGAGCAUCGGGGAGAAGCAGUUCGACAUUGAGUUCAAAAACGUGCGGCAACUUGUACAGUCCUCUCAUGGUGAGCUGAGCAAAGAUCUGAGCCAUCUCCGUGAUGCCAUCUCAAAGGUUGGCGUCACUAUGGGCGCGCGCAUCACAAGCAUGGGCUUGGGCGAGAUGUCCGAUACGAGCAAGGUAACGAGUUUUAUCGAUGGCCUGCACGUCUCCUUGAAUGCAAAGCUCCAGGUGUACCACCAGGAAGUCAAGGACCUCUUGCAGGCCAUCAGAAAUCUGGCACACCAUGGGCGAGAUCAGCUGCCCGUGGUGAUUGCCUCUUUGAAGACAAGCGCUCGGGCACCUCCCUGA
Messenger RNA from Symbiodinium sp. CCMP2592, 3282 nucleotides. The record is from the annotation of a GenBank genome assembly. Lineage: Eukaryota; Dinophyceae; Suessiales; Symbiodiniaceae.